AAGUUCAGAGCUGAAGCUGUGCAGUUAGUCAGUGUGUGUGUGUGUGUGUGUGUGUCACUGUGGUAGCACUGCACUGAUUUAUUUACACAGCGUUCCUAAAAUACACACCGGUUAGACGCUUCAAAUCUUUUUGGUUGAAGUGAUAACCCUGCACACAGACUCCGAGACUCAGAUGGUGGGUAAAAAGGUAGCCAGAGAGACGCUGUUGCCCUCGGUUCAUGAGGAUGACGGUGAUGAAGGUCACGAGGAGGAGACGUUAGGAGGGAUCAGGAGCAGGCCACCCAGCCGACCUCGCAACAUCUACAGCCGAGGCAGCGUGGACAGCCAGACAGUCGUCCGGGCAAGUGGCUGCCGCCAGAGAGAGCUGAGUGCAGGGGAGAAAUCCGAAGAUGAUGAUGGCGCUGAUGAGGAGGAGGAGGAGGAGGAGGAAUGCGAUCGGAGCAGUGAAGCGGUUGACGGACAGGAGGGAGCUGGAGCGUGUUUCACUGUGGAUGAAGACUAUGACACGGAGCUGGAGCCUGAAGAUAAGCCAGGGAGGUAUGACCUCACAGGCGAGGCGCGUUACCGAGAGGCGUGUGAGAUGUUCAACGUGGUUCCAGUGUCCUACUUCCUCAGGAACAUACAGAGCACAGAAGUGAGCAUGAUGCACCACGGACUCGGCCCUCAGGGUAGCAAAGCCCUGGCAGUUCCCUUGGUAACCAACACCUCCAUUCUGAAGCUGAAUCUGCGAGAUAAUGGAAUGGAGGGAGAAGGUGGAGCCGCCAUAGCUGACAUGCUGAAGGAGAACCUUUACAUCACAGAAAUAGAUCUUUCAGAGAACAGACUCGGUGAGUGUGGGAUAAAGGCUCUGGCCAGCAUGCUGCUAGAGAACACCUCCCUCAUCUCCCUUAACCUUUCUGGGAACCAUCUGGACGAGCGAGCGGCUAAACACCUGGCUCCGGCGCUGACCAAAAACCAGCACCUGCAACAUCUGGACCUGAGCCACAACCGGCUGGGAGAAGCAGCAGGGGAACUUCUGGGCGCUGCUGUAGCUGAGAACACGGGAAUGAAGUCACUCAGUCUGUCCUGGAACUGCAUUCGUGGAAAAGGAGCCAUCGCUUUAGCUAAAGGCCUUUCGGCUAACAUAUUCUUGCAAACUGUGGACUUAUCUUACAACGGACUGGGCAAGGAGGGAGCAUCGGUUCUCGGUGAGGGGCUUAAAGACAACAACACGCUGGAGGAACUGAAUAUCAGUAUCAACCGCAUACCUCCUGAAGGAGCAGUCCACUUAGCUGUGGGUCUCAAAGCAAACAACAACCUUCGGAUUCUUAAAAUGGCUCGGAAUCCAGUUCGGUCGGCCGGAUGUUUUGCGGUGCUUAAAGCCGUAGAAGGAAACCCUUCAUCUUCAAUGGAGUACCUGGACUUUUCUGACAUUAGCGUGGACCAAGAGUUUGAAGACUUGUUCAACUCGAUCAAAGAAACUCUACCAAACUUCCAAGUGAAACACGGUGGCAAAAUAAGACCUUUCCAAAAUCUACAGAGCUGACCUCUGCCAGAGCAGUCGAUUCUAAUCUGUCACUUGCUGUACACCUGUGUCUCCCGAAUGUAUUAAAAACCGCAAAGAAUACACAAAGAAACAGAGCAGCAUGGACGUCUAUUCUCAAUUAUGUAACUGACUGAAGGGUUAGUGAGAGCGGCACCUGCUGUGUGUAAUACGAACAGCUGUUAUACACAGCGAUGUUCCCACGCAUGACCGAGCUCUCGUGCUGAUGGCGUUUAUAACCUCAGAUAGACUUCCAACACAUCCACAUAUUCAGCUGUUUUUCUCCUCUUCAGCGUUGGGUGGCAUUGAGCAAGGAAUAAAAUCGUUUAGUUGCUUACAAAAAGCAGGAAAACGUUUAAAAACGCUGAAAAAGAUUCCCUGUAGUGUUCAACUGUGAGCCAAGCAUAAUCCAAGAUGUUGAUUGGCAACAAGUGUAAAUUGAAGGAUAGAAAAAAAUACCCUGGAAAAUAUACAGCGAUGAACGGACAGCUCUGGUGUUUAUUGCCAAAAAGCUCUAUUUUGGUUUCAUCUGACCAUAGAACCCGAUCCCAUUUGAAGUUCCCGUAGUGUCUGGCGAACUGGAGACGCUCGAGUUUGUUUUUGGAUGAGAGUAGAGGCUCUUUUUCUUGAAACUCUUCCAGACAACUUGUGGUGAUGUAGGUGACUUCGGAUUGUAGUUUUGGAGACGUUCUGACCCCAAGACGCAACUAACUUCUGCAGUUCUCCAGCUGUGAUCCUUGGAGAUUUUUUGUCCACUCGAACCGUCCUCUUCACAGUGCGUUGAGACGAUAUAGACACACGUCCAAUUCCAGGUCGAUUCAUAACAUUUAUAGUUGACUGGAACUUCUUAAUUAUUGCCCUGAUGGUGGAAACGGACAUUUUCAAUGCUUGUGCUCAACAACCUUUUACCGCACAUCACAGCUAUAUUCCUUGGUCUUACCCAUUGUUAUGAAUGACUAAGGGAAUUUGGCCUAUGUGUUACCUCACAUUUAUACCCCUGUGAAACAGGAAGUCAUGGUUGAACAAUUUCCUGUUCCCAGUCACCCAGGUGUACUAAAAAGUUUUUAAAUAUCAGUGGGAAUUUACUUCAAAUAUACUUUUCUCUUAUGAAUUCAUACGGGUACCAAUAACUGUUGCACACCUGUAUUUAACAAAGAUAUAUAUAUAUAUAUAUAUAUAUAUAUAUAUAUAUAUAUAUAUAUAUAUAUAUAUAAACCUGUGUUGUGUUUGAUAUCCAUGAGAGCAGAGUAAUUUUGAACAAAAUGUUGAACAAAAGCUCAAAAGGUUAAACAAUAAAGACGAUUUUUCACAGCCUUCUUUGCUCAUAUUCACCGACGGUGCCAGUGUUAGGGGAGGGCGCUGUAUAUAAAAGCACUGGGUUCAAAGUAAGCAAAGUGUGUUACGUCACAGGAUU
Molecule: messenger RNA, 2936 nt
Organism: Ictalurus punctatus (channel catfish)
Lineage: Eukaryota; Metazoa; Chordata; Actinopteri; Siluriformes; Ictaluridae
Gene: lrrc74b
Product: leucine rich repeat containing 74B
Exons: 11
Coding region: 173-1525 (450 amino acids)
Molecular function (GO): protein binding
Source: RefSeq, a predicted model, not a curated record